UCGCCCGAGCCCUGAUUCACGUCCCCUGGCGCGCUGGUGCUUUCUGGACUCGUGCGGCAACAGAUCAUCGGUUACAAGCACGAGAUGUCUCCUUUACAUGCAACCAUAUAGCGGCUAAUUCGGGUUUAAACACCCGGACUCGCGAAGAACAGCGACUCUGCACCAUCCGGGAGCUUCAUCUGGUCCGACUGAAGUCAAUCCAGCCUGCUUGGUGUAUUACACGGAUCAGUUCGGCGUCUGUAUUCAUGUUAUUUCGGGCAUUAUAUUGUUGAAUAUAACAGAUAAUCAUGGCGAGUGACUCUCCUGCGAGGAGUCUGGAUGAGAUCGACCUGUCUGCUCUGCGGGACCCUGCGGGCAUAUUUGAGCUGGUGGAGCUUGUGGGAAAUGGGACCUACGGACAAGUAUAUAAGGGACGUCAUGUCAAGACUGGCCAGCUCGCUGCAAUCAAGGUCAUGGAUGUCACAGGGGAUGAGGAGGAGGAGAUUAAAGCUGAGAUCAACAUGCUGAAAAAAUACUCCCACCAUCGAAACAUCGCCACCUACUAUGGUGCCUUCAUCAAGAAGAACCCACCUGGCGUGGAUGACCAGCUCUGGUUGGUGAUGGAGUUUUGUGGUGCUGGUUCAGUGACAGACCUGAUAAAGAACACCAAAGGAAACUCUCUGAAGGAGGAGUGGACAGCCUACAUCUGCAGAGAGAUCCUCAGGGGUCUGACCCACUUGCAUCAACAUAAGGUCAUUCAUCGUGAUAUCAAAGGUCAGAACGUUUUGCUCACAGAAAAUGCGGAAGUCAAGCUAGUUGAUUUUGGUGUGAGUGCACAGUUGGACCGUACCGUCGGUAGGAGGAACACUUUUAUUGGCACGCCAUAUUGGAUGGCUCCAGAGGUCAUAGCUUGUGAUGAGAACCCAGACGCCACAUAUGACUUCAAGAGUGAUCUGUGGUCGCUGGGAAUUACAGCUAUUGAAAUGGCAGAAGGAGCCCCUCCGCUGUGCGAUAUGCAUCCCAUGCGAGCACUUUUCCUCAUACCCAGAAACCCAGCGCCCCGUCUCAAGUCCAAGAAGUGGUCUAAAAAGUUCCAGUCAUUCAUUGAGAGCUGUUUAGUGAAGAAUCACAACCAGAGACCCAGUACUGAGCAGCUCGUCAAGCAUCCCUUCAUCAAAGACCUUCCCAACGAGAGACAGGUCCGAAUCCAGCUCAAAGACCACAUUGAUCGGACCAAGAAGAAGAGAGGAGAGAGGGACGAGACGGAAUAUGAGUACAGUGGAAGUGAAGAGGAGGAGGAAGAGCGAGACAUAGGAGAGCCGAGCUCCAUCAUAAACAUCCCUGGGGAAUCGACCCUGAGGCGGGACUUCCUGCGUCUGCAGUUGGCCAAUAAGGAGCGCUCCGAAGCCCUGAGGAGACAACAGCUAGAACAGCAACAGAAUGAGGAACACAAGCGCCAACUACUGGCAGAGAGGCAGAAACGCAUCGAGGAACAGAAGGAGCAAAGGAGGAGACUAGAGGAGCAACAGCGACGGGAGAGAGAGCUCCGGAAACAGCAGGAGAGAGAGCAGAGGAGGCGUUAUGAGGAGAUGGAGCAGCUCCGGAGAGAGGAGGAGAGGAGGCAUGCUGAGAGGGAGCAGGAGUAUAUCCGCCGGCAGUUAGAAGAAGAACAAAGGCAGCUGGAGAUUCUUCAACAGCAGCUUCUCCAAGAACAAGCUCUUCUCCUGGAAUACAAACGGAAGCAGCUGGAGGAGCAGAGACAGGCUGAGCGGUUACAGCGGCAGCUGCAGCAGGAAAGGGCCUACCUGGUUUCACUGCAGCAACAGCAACAAGAGCCACGACCUGCAGACAAAAAACAGCUAUACCACUACAAAGACUCCGUCAACCCCAGUGACAAACCGGCCUGGGCCAAAGAGGUGAUGGAGAGAGCUCAGAGUAACUCUCCUCGAAUCCCUCCCAAGAAGCACCAUUCGUUUAACAGUCCUGGAGAAAAACGUGUUGGCCAACUCCUCCCUCUUGACAAGAGCUCCUCUAAUCAGCCCACGAGGCCCCCCUCCUACCCAGCAGCCUCCCACUCAAGAGAGAUGGAGCUGGCCGAGCCUCAGCUCAGAAUAACCAGUGGGCCAAAUGUUCCUAGAAUCCGUGUGUCUUGCGAGCCAGAUCCAUCCCAGCUGGUCAGGAUGGUCCAGCAACAUCUUGAGCAAGAGUCCCGGGGCCGCAGUCCCGGACACUCCAGCAAAGGGGCUGAUACUGAGAGAGACUUAUACGUCUCAAAGGUUGAGGAACGCUCCAAGCUGAACCGCCAGAGCUCUCCGGCUCUCCAGCACAAAGUGGCCAAUCGUAUUUCCGAUCCCUCCCUGCCUCCCCGCUCAGAGUCCUUCAGCAGUGGAGGCAUACAGCAGGCCCGGACACCUCCCAUGCACCGCCCGGUAGAGCCUCAGAUGGCGCACCUGGUCUCUGUGACGUCCCAUGGCUCUUCCAUGACAGGAUCCCAGUCGCUGCAUGAUCAGUCCUCUCAGGGCGUCUCAGCCUUCCAAGAGGGUGUGUCACCUCACAGACCUCCGAUGCCUCGGCAGAACUCUGACCCCACAUCAGAAACCCCGGCCCCACCACCUCGCAUCACCAGCCGAGACGACAAGUUUGACCGCAGCUCUUGGCUGAGACAGGAAGAUGAUGUCCCUCCAAAGGUGCCCCAAAGGACCACUUCCAUAUCCCCUGCACUGGUGAGAAAAAAUUCUCCAGGGAAUGGACCGGGUGGACUGGGACCAAGAACCGGAGCACAUCUGUUCCGAGCCAGUAACCCAGACCUGCGGAUUCCCAUGGAGUCGGCUCUCCAGAGAACCAGCAGUGGGAGUUCUUCCAGUUCUAGCACGCCCAGCUCUCAGGCCGGCUCCAGCGAAAGAAAUAGUGUGGGAGGCUCCAGUAAACCUGAGGGAUCCCCAGCAGUGUCCCAAGAAUCCAAGCCCAAAACCCAGGAGGAGAACAGAGAGGUGACCAGACCUAGCAGACCAGCGAGUUAUAAGAAAGCCGUAGAUGAGGAGGAGCUGGACCUCACUGCUCUGGCCAAAGAACUCCGUGAGCUGCGAACCAAUGAGGAAUCCAACCGGCCUCCCAGGAAAGUGACUGAUUAUUCCUCAUCCAGUGAGGAAUCAGAAAGCAGUGAGGAGGAGGAUGGAGAAGGCGGGGCUCAUGAUGGAACGGUGCCCGUUAGUGAUAUUCCACGCAUCAUGCCUUCUGCUGGCCAGGGUGGCACUGACUCACUGGCCAACCAGGAGGAUUCUCAUGCCAAUGAUUCAUUUGGCAAAAAUUCACAAGACAGCACCCUGAUGAUGCGGGAGCUCGCUGCACACUUGCUGACAGAGGCACCCUCUACGUUUGGGGAAAGAAAGCUCGGUCAUGCCGAGAGCAAUGGUUUCCCCGGUAACUCCAAUCUGCCUGAUCUAGUGCAGCAAAGCCACUCGCCUGGCGAGGGCCCUGGGCGGCUUUCUAGUGGGCUGGACCUGGACUCUGUGGCUGAAUUUGGGAUGGGGAGCGGAUCCAAAGCCUCCUUCACUCCUUUUGUGGAUCCACGAGUGUAUCAGACCUCCCCCACAGAGGACGACGAGGACAACCCUGCCUUAGAUGAACACCUACGGCAGGAGCAGGAACAGGAACAAGCUCGACUAAAUGAGGCUAGGAAAAUAUCUGUUGUGAAUGUCAAUCCCACCAAUAUCCGGCCACACAGCGACACACCAGAAAUCCGCAAGUACAAGAAGCGCUUCAACUCUGAGAUCCUGUGUGCGGCACUAUGGGGAGUGAAUCUGUUGGUAGGAACAGAAAAUGGACUCAUGCUACUAGAUCGCAGUGGUCAGGGCAAAGUCUACAAUCUGAUCAACCGCAGGCGCUUUCAGCAGAUGGAAGUUCUGGAGGGACUCAAUGUCCUGGUCACCAUAUCAGGCAAAAAGAAUAAACUGAGGGUCUACUAUCUGUCAUGGCUUAGAAACAGGAUACUUCACAAUGACCCUGAGGUAGAAAAAAAACAAGGGUGGAUUACAGUUGGUGACCUGGAGGGUUGUGUCCAUUAUAAAGUCGUCAAAUAUGAGAGGAUUAAGUUCUUGGUGAUUGCAUUGAAGAAUUCAGUGGAGAUUUAUGCCUGGGCUCCCAAACCCUACCACAAAUUCAUGGCUUUCAAGUCUUUCACAGAUCUUCAGCACAAGCCUCUGCUCGUGGACCUGACGGUGGAGGAGGGUCAGAGGUUAAAGGUUAUCUAUGGCUCCAGCGUUGGUUUUCACGUGAUAGAUGUCGACUCUGGGAAUCCGUACGAUAUCUACAUUCCGUCCCACAUUCAGGGCAGUGUUACCGCUCACGCCAUUGUGGUGCUUCCCAAGACCGACGGCAUGGAGAUGCUUCUGUGUUAUGAAGAUGAGGGAGUCUAUGUGAACACAUACGGCAGAAUCACUAAAGACGUGGUGCUCCAGUGGGGAGAGAUGCCCACCUCUGUUGCCUACAUCCACUCCAGCCAGAUCAUGGGCUGGGGAGAGAAAGCCAUUGAGAUCCGCUCCGUGGAAACGGGACACCUCGACGGAGUUUUCAUGCACAAGCGAGCACAGCGACUAAAGUUCCUUUCGGAGAGAAACGAUAAAGUGUUCUUUGCCUCAGUCAGAUCCGGAGGCAGCAGCCAAGUUUUCUUCAUGACCUUGAACAGAAACUCCAUGAUGAAUUGGUAAUUCAUCCCCGCCCAUCCCUGCAUUGUAUCUAUGGACCUAUUCUACUUUAUUGAAAAGUGUGAAAAAAGGAAAGACGGGAAAAUCCAGGUGCGCUGGAUAAUCUGGCAGACUGCAAAAAGACCAAACCUUGCUGGGACCUUCUCAAAAGAGUCAAAGACAAACCCAAAAUCCGCACGUCCCCACUAACCAAAAAAGGGGCGCCGGAGGAGAACAACUGGUCUGCAUUAUUUUUUAUGGCUCUUUCAUUAACAUGCGUGGGGUUCUGGUGUUUUUGUCGUUAAAAAUCUGUGUCUAGAUUCUUCUGGAGGUCAAGACUGGAAAUAUGGGGAAUAAGACCCACAGAGUAGAGUGAAUAUUUGUACUGUUAAGAUACUUUUUGACAAUUUAUCACGGUUGCGCUGAACGUCAGUAAACCUCCCUUGUGGGAUGAAUCCAUUGAGGCUGGUUUGUGUGAUCAACGUCAUUUCUUUUUUAUGUUUCAGCUUGGAAUGCACACAGAUGUUUGUGUCAUAUGGAUAUCACUCGAAUGUCUGAUAUUUAAGACUUGUCUGAUACUUCGCCACAUUACGUUGGAGCAGACACACUUUGGGCUGUCCACAGAAUGCCUUAAAUAUGAAUUCGCAAAGCUGCUCGUUUUUAUUUUUUAAGUCCAUGAUAUAUUGAUGUUUAUGCAUAUUUCUGUAAGGAAAGGAAAAUGCUACUUUUUUGGAUGGAAAUUGAUGCCUGCUGAUAUGGACGUAUAAUGGAAAUAUAUAUAUUAUCCUGAAUAUUCAUACUGUGCAUUCCUAGUUUUAGCCCAAAGCUCUAUAGUAUUCACAUUUGGAACCUGUGGUUUGGCACUGUUUUCCUUGUGCUCAGGGAGAUGGUGCUGUAGAUCAGACCUUUUUCCAUUCAUUUCCAUUGUCUUUACAACUUGUGUUACGGGUAUUUUGGCAAUUAAAGGGAUAGUUCACUCUAAAAUUAAAAUUAUUUUCUCAUAUACUCAUCCUCAUGAUGUUCCAAAACUGUAUGACUUUCAUUCCUCAGUUACACACAAAAAGAGACAUUUAGCAGAGUGUUCGAGCUGCUCUCUUCCAUACAAUGAGAGUAAAUGGUGACCAGAAGCUGUCAAGCUCCAAAACAUCAUAAAAGUAGUCAGUGUUGACUAUAUUUCUAGUUUCUGAAGAAUCCAUAUGAUGUUUGGUGUGAGGAACAGGCUCAAAAAAUCCUACUUGACAACUCUGGUCACAAAUAACAGCCUGGACAUUGACAAAAAAGUUGUAGACAAAAAAGACAAUAAGGCAAGUCAUUUUGGGGUGAAUUAUUCCUUUAACUGUUUUUACUGGCCCUAUGAGAACAUUUGAGGGUGAAGCUGGUCUGCAGAGAUGAUUCUUGAACGCUUUAUCACAGUGCUAAGAAACAGUCUGAAUACUUCAACUGAUUGGUAAAUACUACAGAGCUUUCUAUUGAAACAUAAAAAAGUAUGUUAAGAUUCUGUUUAGAGUAUCACAGUUUCUUUGUAAGAGUGUGUGUAUGUGAAUGAAUGAUGAAAUAUAAUGCUUUCCACCAAUGAUACAAAAAAGUAGAUAUGUUACCAUUAACAUACCAGCAAUCUCAGUUGUUUUCAUAUCAGGAGUAACACGUGUUAUUAGGAUGUACUGCAGUUUUGUAUUUUUUAGUUUGUUUUCUCUUGACUUUCAGUAAAGUGCAAUAAAGGCAAAGGGAAUUGAGCCUGGUGAGUCGAUUGUUCACCUCUCCUCGCCAACUGUUUCUAGAGGGACGUUCACGACCACCUUCUGUAAAUAUCCACUUCCGUUUUGGAAAAGAGUCCCGCCUCCGAAUCUAAUGCAUAGGAACUGUGAGGGUGUGACAGAAAUGUGCGAUGCUGUUUGUGGUUCUGUAAGAUCCACCUCCUCCUCUGUGUGAAUCACAUGAAUCAGUGAACGAAGGGUAGUGUUUUGUGAGUAGAGCUUCCUUUUAGGCUACCUCGUUUCUGUUCACCUGGACCGGUUCAGUUUUCUAUGUGGGUAAUGAUUAUUGAUGCCGUAAAUCAAACCUUUGUAAGUGACACAGUGGAGGGGUGUCAUUCCAUGUAGACUGAGAGGUGAUUUGAGUGUGGAGUGCCAGACAGAAAUAUUCACAAAUGGACGCUUUAAAAAUAAAUAAAUAAAUAAAUGAAAAAUCUUGGUGCAAUGUCUUGUAAAACAGCCAAAUCAAGCCUACACUUCAUAUUAGGGUGAUUCUUCAAUUAGGCCAACUUUUCAGUACCCAAGGAUGAUGUUAAAGGGAAAAUCUUAAUUUUUUUUUGUAAUUUUUUUUUUUUGUACAAUUUCAUUUUUAUAACUUUUUUAAAUCCAGUACUACGGUCAUCACCACCAUGCCAAGAAUCGUAUUUUAUCAAUUAAUUUAAAGAUUUUUACAUUAGAUUAUUGUAAUUUAUUUUAUUUUUUUUAGAACAAGCACACAACUUUAUUCCCAUUAUUUCAAAAUCUACUUGAAAGUUUCAAAAAUAUCGUAUAUAUAUUGUAAUUUAUAUUAAACAGUUCAAUGACGUUGCAUUUUUAGGAUUACACGUACUCAAAAAUGCCUCGAACUGCAGAAUCGCCCAUUAAUAGACCUGAAGGCCUUCCAAAUGAUGCGGAAGAGUGUGAAAUUCACCUGACACAACUAGGAUCUUUUGAGACUUCAUGUUUUUGUCCAUCAAACUGUGAACUGAGUGGAUGUGUGUGUGUGUGCAGGUGUGAAGUACUUAUUUGGUCUUCCCAUUAAUUUUAUCAACACAAUUGUGAGUUCGGUUGAUUUCUUCAUCUCUCAUGCACCACCUUUAGUGGUGGAAAGUCUUUUGAUGUGUGCUUGACCUAAUUUUCUUUCUUAAUAUGGACAUUAAUACUGUAAGUACAUCCUUUAUAUUCAGGCCGAGUGAGUUGUUGUUUUAUUUCUGUAUUUCUCUUAUUUUUCGUGUAUUAAACUUUGAGAUUUAUAGCACAA
Messenger RNA from Sinocyclocheilus rhinocerous, 7652 nucleotides. Its product is annotated as TRAF2 and NCK-interacting protein kinase-like. NCBI's taxonomy places the organism in Eukaryota, Metazoa, Chordata, Actinopteri, Cypriniformes, Cyprinidae. Gene Ontology annotation, molecular function: ATP binding; protein kinase activity. The record is from RefSeq and is a predicted model, not a curated record. Bases 288 to 4685 code for a protein of 1465 amino acids. Gene Ontology annotation, biological process: protein phosphorylation. The transcript is spliced from 36 exons. Gene Ontology annotation, cellular component: cytosol.